AUGCGAUUCUCCGUUCUCACCUUGAUCGUUGCCACCACCACUCUGGCGGCUGCGAGCCCCAAACCUAAGCCACCAUGCGGCACUUGCAAUCCGGUGUCGGGGAAGAACCGGUGCGAUGUCAGUACCUCGUGUAUUAACACUGGAACAUCCUUCCACUGUGCCUGCCGUGCCGGCUACAAGGCAUCGCCGAACAACAACAAUGUAAACAAGCAGUUCCGCUUGCCGAUGCCGAAUUAUGAGUUCCUCGUCUUCGUUCCGGAGAACACCCCUUGCAACACAUUGUGCAGCAACCCCAUGGCUCCCCCUUCGGGGCUUUGCAAUGAGGUCCCGCUCUACAACCAGUGCCCGGCGUAA
Penicillium brevicompactum is the source of this 354-nucleotide messenger RNA. Its product is annotated as putative adhesin. Gene Ontology annotation, molecular function: calcium ion binding. The transcript has a single exon. The record is from RefSeq and is a predicted model, not a curated record. The coding region runs from base 1 to 354 and encodes 117 amino acids. Lineage: Eukaryota; Fungi; Ascomycota; Eurotiomycetes; Eurotiales; Aspergillaceae.